GGGAAAAUAUUGAGUUCGGGAAAUUACUGAUUUCACGAAGGCGGGGUGGGACUGGGCGGGACUUCACACGAGUGCGAGCGUGAGGACCCAGGACAUUCUUACUUUUGCUGUCACCUGUUUAUUUGCAAGGAAGCCGGGGGAAUUGUUCACUACUGUAAAUUAGGAUUAACAAGCGCCUCUGCACAAUACUCUGUGCGCGCAUACAAAUCCAUGUGCGUGAUGAGAAGUUGAUGUGCUAUCGUCACAUAAUACAUUAUAUAAACAUGAAACAUUACUUGCCACUUCGACGAUACUUAGUCUACUUGGACGACCAUACAAGUAUGAUAAAUGGACGCCUCGGCUUGCUCCACCAUUAAUUAGGUCACAAGUGCUAGGAUUCCCGGUAAAUUUCUGGGUUGGACCUAACCUGGCCCAUGGCCUUGCCACAAGGCCUCAGUUUGACUGAGGCAGCCGAUAUGCUGGAAUCUGCUUACUCUGGCAGUGCGGCAGGCGAGCGAAAGUGGUGUGAUCAACCUGACGGCGGCCGGCGCAGCGCAGCGCUGGGCUCCGGAAUGCACAGCCCUGGGCACAGCCCGCUUUGCAGCCCGCCGCACCGUAGCAACAGCGAGGGCGCAAUUAGCAACCGCAGCAGCUUUGCGGCAGGGUUGGGCGACUCUGGGCACUCUCCAAGCGCAGCGCUGCUGGUCCCGCAAGACUUUGAACCGGCGGAAGUGCAGAUGUUGGCUGAUGCCUUCAGCGCAACCCCAGCGACAGGACCGCGAGGCUCAACUGACGCGGCACUGGAGGCUGCACCAGGCACUAACAUGAAGGCUGUACUGCUGGAUCUGCUUCUGACGGCGGCGGAAGUGCUGGGAGUAGUAAUAGCCGCGGCGUGGGAAGAACCAGGCGCAGCUGCUGCAACGGCGGUUGCUGCUGCGGCAAUAAUAACGGCUGCAGCGGAUGGUGCCUCCCUGGUCCACGCUGAUGCAGCAGUGCCGGACGGCCCACCGCCGCCACAGACCGCGCUGCCGGACAGGCCGCUGCUGCUGCAGGCCGCGCUGCCGGACGGCUCACCACAGGGCGCGCCGCCGCUGGAGUCCAGUUCCAGCACUACCCGCCGACGCCCCGUCACUCCAGCAGCAGGGGCUACUGACCAGAGCCAGCCGCCCCGCCCACCAGAGGUGGCGGACGUCAUUGGCGCGGUGAAUGCUAGGAACAGCAGUGCAGCAUCUGAUGUCGCUGGGUCGGAGGCCGAGGCUGCGGAAAGGGUCGGAGCUGCGGUGGCUGCUGAGGCAGCAGAAGACAGCGUUGAGGACGCCGCGACCCGGCCGCAGGGCAGGCUUGACGCCGCCGCGACUGGGGCUGAGGGCAGCAGGCUGAACGCCGCGCCGGCUGGGGCGGGAGGCAGACUGCUUGCUGUGGCCUCUCAAGCAAAGGAUGUAUUGGAGGCAUCGGCGACUGGGGUACGGCAGCUGGCAGAUGCCAUAGCUCGUGUGGAGGACUCUUUGCGGGUCGCGGCCGCUCAUGUCCAGGAGCAGCUGGCACUGGCGCUGGGACCCCUCUCGGGCGCUGCUGCAGCUGCGAGCGCAGCGGUGGUGGCUGCUGCUGAGGCGUCACCAGAUGGCGCUGCGGCCAUGGAUGAGGCCACUGCGGCAGCAGCUGCAAAGGCCGCCGCGACGGCUUCACGUAUUGCGGGCACAGCCUUGGCGCCAGCAGCAGCGGGCGGUUUGCUGGGAAUGGCGGCGGCGGGCAGCGCAGUGGCUGCAGUAGCGGCGCUCGCGGUGGCGCCUGCAACAGUGCCAUGCGCGCAGAUGGAGGCCGGCGGAGCUGCAACGGCGUGCGACGAUGAGGCUAGGUGCCGCGGCAACUCACGUGGUGAUGAUGAGCAGAUUGGCGGUCACGGCGGAUGGCUUGCUGUUGGAGGCCAGAUUGGAGACAGGCUGGGAGCCGUAGCAGCUCAUCAGCAGGCGGCAGAGACCAGCUUGGCAGCCGCGGCGGUGGCGGCUCGAGCGGAACUAGUACCGGCGGCGGCGCCAGCAGCGUCGCUUUGGGGAAGGGUCCCUGUGGCGGUGGAGAAUGCGGCGGGCAUGCAACCUAUGCAAGAGAGCAACUCCACAGCCACGAAAACUCCGGGGGGCAGUAGUGCACCGGCACCGUUAAUACCCGUCAGUGGCUACGCUGCUGAGCUGCACAUGAAGCUUCCCAUCAACAUCGUCACCUACAACAUCCACAGCCUGAAAUCAGUAAACACUGCAGCGGAUGACGCAGCCAACUCAGCAGUUGAGGCGAAGGCGGCAGCGGACACAGCGGCAACGGCAGCGGCCAGCGCGGCACAGCUGUUCCAACAGUUCACUACACAGUCGGCGGAAAAUGCGGCCGCGGCGGCCGCCGAAGACAUGGCGGCACCAGCCGCGGCCGGCAAGGUGAAAGCGGACAAUGAGACGGCUGCCCUGCGGUUGAAGCUGGCAACAGACGAGGCGGAGGUCGCGGCGAGCAACGCAGCCAAAGCUGCCAAGAUGGCAAAGGAUGCAGCAGGCAAGGCAAUGGCAGAUGUCGCCGCUUCAGCGGCGGCGGCGGCAAAAGCAGCGGCGAAAGGCGGCAGGCAAGGCACUUGACACGGCAAAAAGUGCGGCAGUAAACCAAGACCCAGCUACAGAUCCGGCUGCUGCACCGUCGCCGGCGGGGGGCAACGCGGAGAGCCAGCAGGGUGCCGCCGCCGACCAAGACGACCCAGAAAGUGCUUCAGAUGAUGAGGACGCGCGUGAGGCGGACCUGACGCUGCUGCAGGGCGUUCUCACCGCGGUGAUCGACCA
Messenger RNA from Chlamydomonas reinhardtii, 2792 nucleotides. RefSeq lists its product as uncharacterized. The transcript has a single exon. Lineage: Eukaryota; Viridiplantae; Chlorophyta; Chlorophyceae; Chlamydomonadales; Chlamydomonadaceae. The coding region runs from base 456 to 2594 and encodes 712 amino acids. The record is from RefSeq and is a predicted model, not a curated record.